GGCCAGCAGCAGCAGCGGAGGCCGUGGCAGCAGCCGGACCGCGGCGUCGGUGCACCCACGGGCGCUGCCGAUGCACAGUACGAGGUAGCACAAGUACACGAAGACGGAGUCCAGGCUUCGGACUGCCAACAACAAAAUGGUGUUCUCACUAGGUGUCAGGAUGGAGUGAUGCACCCUAACGCAGUGUCCGCCGGCUCGGCCACUAGCGGGGCUGCACGCCAGGAGCGACAGCAAGCAGCGCCAUGGCGGCGCGAGAGGGGAGGGAGGGAAAGGCACAGGGGAGGAGGGGCGGGCAAGGGGGGACCAGACACAAGCGCGCACGACGCUACUAUCACAGCGCGCUCGGCGAUCGGAGCGGCCCCUGUGGACCCGCACGCCAAAGGUCACGCUGGCGAAGGGUCACUCUUACGAGCAGUCGAUUGCAAGACUCUUGGAUGAUAAUUACCAGCCGCACCCGAAACAUCCAAAUAUGUCCCGCUUCGACCGCAGAGCUCGAGCGUGACUCCGACGGAAUGCCCAUCUCAUCGUUGUGGCUGGCACGGAUAAGGGCCUCGGUGACGGCCUGCUCCCGAGAUUAGGUCGAACGCCAGAGCGCCCUCUUGCUCAACCAAGCGUGCCAGGAGAUCCUGCACGAUAGCUUCAAUCGCAGCAUGGCGUCCGCGAAAGACAAAAGAUUUGAUCGUGAUUUUGAAGGACACGUUCACAGACGAGUUUGACAAGAAAGAGUGGCAAUUUAUGUAUCCUGCUUCCGAUGUCCUCAUCCAGGACGCUUUAGACUGAGGCUGAAAAUUCACAGAAUGCCAAUCGGCGCCUGUUCGACUUUCAAUUUGCCCAAGUCCACGUUCCAAACAGCAGCGUUGUAUCUCUGCGACAUACUGGAGCCGAUCCAACGUAGCCUCCAGUGUGCCAUGAACUCAACCGCCGUAUUGUUCCAGAGGCUUAGGAGCUCUGACUGCACCGUUUUCCUCGACACGCUUGUGCUAUUCACCGCGGACGUGAAGGACAUUUACCCGUCCAUCCGCAACCGUCAUCUUUACUCGGUCCUCGCAGACGCCAUCGACAGGCAGUACGGGGCCCGCAGUCGACGUGGUACGGUUGCCAAGAAUCUUUCGAAGAUCACGCUGGACAAUCAGUACAUCGAGCACCACGGAAGAUUGUACAAGGUUGCACAGGGAAUCGCCGGCGAUUCAGGUCUGUCCAGCGGCGUAUUCAUGGCGAACGUGCAUUCGAAUGACUCCGACCACAGCGUCGGUGAGCGUAACCAGUCGGACUUGCAUUUCCGGGCUCGGUUUGUCGACGACGGCCUCGGCAUAGCUCGCUGCACGGAGUGCUUGCCGCAUACUACGGAUACCUCUGACAGUUUUGACAGAAACAUGAGAUGGGAAAUUGCUG
Molecule: messenger RNA, 1392 nt
Organism: Prorocentrum cordatum
Lineage: Eukaryota; Dinophyceae; Prorocentrales; Prorocentraceae
Source: the annotation of a GenBank genome assembly